AUAACCUAAAACCGUAAUCUUAUUCUGCAAACACACGAAAACCAUCAACCUACCAACGUUCCACUUUGGUUUAAGUGGGUUCGGCGCUUGUUCUAUUUAAGUAAAGUUUCGAGUUCAAGUUCAUAUGAAUAUAAAAAAUUAAUGCUGCGAGAGCUUUAUCCCUUCGUGAGUCGACUCGACUCGAUUGGAUUAGUCGGGGCCCAAUUGAGAUUCUGGAUAUCAAGUUCACAAAAAAAAAAGAAAAAGAAAAAGAAUUCAACCUUCCUCCCCUCCAAGCCACCCACCAAAACCUCUAUAAAAAUGCUGCUUCUCUCAACAUCUCUUCCUCUAACUUAUCAAAUUAACCAUGACGGUCGUACGCUCCGUAAUCCCGCUUCUCCUGCUCCUCUGCCUAGUCGUCAACAUUCAGCAAUAUCGAGCUAGCAGAAUCCUCCACGAGCAGCAAGAAGUGGUUGACAAUGAAGAGCUCGUGAAGGUCGAAGGUGUCGGGGACCUGAACAUACAGUCCCUUCUGAGAGCUCCCUCCCCGCCUUCUGAAUCUUCGGGUUGCACCAACAUACCGGGCGGUGGGGGGCCCAGCUGCCCGAUGAGCGAGAUGCACUUCGCAGGGGAUGCCUUUGGGCAUCCCCGGGCUUACCCAAGGUCCACCAUCAGCCAGUUCGGAGUCACAGCUGAUCAGAAGCGGCAAUAGUCGGUCUCUCUUGGCCUCGUUCCCGACUCGUGAGGCUACCUAGACAUAUAUAGGCAGGCCAACUUUGACGUAUAUAGAUACAGAUACAGGUGACACAAGGAAAAUGUUGAAUUUGAUUCUCCCAUAUAAUUGAAAAUCACAAAGGAAAAAAUAAAAAAGAAAAAAAAAGAAGACAAUUUUUAUUGGUACAUAGAUCACGAGGAACAGCUUGAAUUUAUUUAAUUCAGCUCUUCAGACAACAUAGGGAUUCUUUUUUUUUUUUAAUUAAUUUAAACCACAUGGAGUAUAUUUAGUGGAAUCGUCACUUUUGUUAUAUUUUCUCUCUCUUUUGUUCAAACUGUUCAAUUGGUUGGGCGGAUAAGUCAUCCUUGUCAUGUACAUAUAUAGAUAUAAACAUCAUUUUCUCUUUAUUUGUUUA
Messenger RNA from Punica granatum (pomegranate), 1109 nucleotides. The record is from RefSeq and is a predicted model, not a curated record. NCBI's taxonomy places the organism in Eukaryota, Viridiplantae, Streptophyta, Magnoliopsida, Myrtales, Lythraceae.